AUGGAAGAGAAGUCGAGGAAACCCGAAGACACGCCUUUUAAGCAGCAGAAGCUCAAGGCGUGGCAGCCGAUUCUUACGCCAAAUUGGGUCAUUGGCACCUUUGCUGUGGUGGGUCUCAUUUUCAUUCCCAUUGGGGUCGUGCUGCACUCCGAGUCGGACAAUGUCGUCGAAUACUCGAUCCAGUAUGACGGAGUCGACACGACCCCUUCCUCGAACGUUGUGGACAUUGGCAGUGGCUGCUACUUGAGCGAAGAGAGCCAGGGCGACAUGUUUGACAUACAAGAACAUGGCUGCCGGAUCAUUUUCACGAUUGCAAAAGAGAUGAAGGCGCCCGUGUACUUGUACUAUCAGCUUGACAACUUUUACCAGAACCACCGGCGCUACGUGCAAAGCCGCAGCGAUGCACAACUUCGGGGGGACGCGCGAGCUAGUACCAGCGACUGCUCGCCCCUGACGACCUCUGGAGUUGGUGUGGCCAAGUACAAUUCGACAGCAGUGACGCCCAUUGGCAACAAUGAGACGAACUACAGGCUCAUGCCCUGCGGAUUGAUCGCGAACAGUUUGUUUAACGACAUUUACUGGGUGAAUCGGCUGGAGGCGGGCGGUCGAACGUAUUACCAGAACGACACGUACCAGGGCAAGACGCUGGUGAACUUGGUGGAUCAGACAGGCAUUGCGUGGAAGUCGGAUGUCGAGACCAAGUUCAAGAAUAUCGAUUUGAAUGCUCUCGCGGAUCCAGACAACACCAUGAUGAUCUGGCAGAACCCACGCUACCGCUACAUCGUGCCUAUGUUUCAAGGUCAAGCACCUAUUGCCAACAAGACGGCGUGGACAACCAACGCACCUGCGUUCGGCGUUCAGGAUGAGCACUUUAUCGUCUGGAUGCGUACGGCCGGACUACCAAGCUUUCGUAAACUCUAUGGCCGCAUUGAUACCGAUCUACCGGCGGGCUCGGAACUCGAGUUCCUCGUUUCUAGCAACUUUGUGGUGAGCACGUUUGAAGGCAAGAAGUCAAUUGUCAUUUCGACAACGUCAUGGUUUGGUGGCCGAAACCCGUUCCUCGGCAUCGCGUACAUCAUCGUGGGUGUGCUCUGCAUGGUGCUGGCCAUUUUAUUCUUCGCCAAGCACAAGCUCAGUCCGCGUAAGCUGGGUGACACGCGGUACUUGGUGUGGAAGAACAAUCACUAA
Molecule: messenger RNA, 1188 nt
Organism: Peronospora matthiolae
Lineage: Eukaryota; Oomycota; Peronosporomycetes; Peronosporales; Peronosporaceae
Source: the annotation of a GenBank genome assembly